CAAGGACCAUGGCAGCUCCAUUAAGAUCACUUGCUGAAGAUUAUCCAAGAUAUCUCAAAUCAUUUGAAGUCUUUCUGGAUCACUCAUCAGAGCACAAAUGUAUGCUGGACUUCUUCCAUAAUAUUCUACCAGACAUACUGGGAAGCAUUGGUGGAGGACGGCCGGUUUUUAAUGUAAUGGGUGUAGGGAGUGGUACAGGUGAGAUUGAUCUAGAGAUGCUAGCACAGCUACACAUGAAACAUUCACAAGUCAAAGUCGACAAUGAAGUUGUGGAACCAAGCAUUGACAUGUUACACAAAUAUAAAGUUCUGGUGUCAAAAACACCAAAUCUUGAUUAUAUUAACUUCACUUGGAAUAAGAUGACAGCUUCAGAAUUUGAAAAACACUGGCAGGAGAAAAACCUUGGAAAAAAGAUGGACUUCAUUCACUUGAUACAGAUGCUGUAUUUUGUGAAAGAUCCAGAGGCCACUGUCUCAUUUUUCCGGAGUCUUUUAGAUAAAGAUGGAAAACUCUUAAUCAGUCUGGUGUCAGGUGAGAGCGGAUGGGGAAAAUUAUGGAGGACCUACAGAGCUGCUCUCGCUAAAAAUGAGAUCGACAAUGUAUCUGUCAAUAUUGGAGAUAUAAAGACCUUUCUGGAUACCAAGGACAUCCCAUACAGUAAUUAUGUGAUUCAGUCCCAUAUGGACAUCACAGAGUGUUUCACAGAGGGAGAUGAGGUCGGAGAACUGCUGUUGGAUUUCCUAACUCAAGUGGUAGAGUUCAGUAAGAACGCUCCUGAGGACCUGAAGAAAGGAGUGCUGGACUUACUGAGACAUCCAGACUGCAGUAAAGAGGUGGACGGCAGGAUUAUGUUCAACAGUAGAAUGGAAGUUGUAGUGGUUGAGCCGUAGCCCCUUUACUCCUUAAUAUCUGACCUGACCUCCAAAGGACUUUUGUGUUUAGCAUUCAAUUUCAUGCCAACGCAGAAUGUGUCCUAUAUUUUUACAUUUUGAAUUCCUGUGCCAAAAAUAUGGGGGUCUGGCUUAUCAUAACAUAUAAAACAUAAUAAACAGUAAUUGCAUAGCUUGGGCAUCAUAACGUA
Molecule: messenger RNA, 1081 nt
Organism: Paramisgurnus dabryanus
Lineage: Eukaryota; Metazoa; Chordata; Actinopteri; Cypriniformes; Cobitidae
Source: RefSeq, a predicted model, not a curated record